Molecule: messenger RNA, 1387 nt
Organism: Bufo bufo (common toad)
Lineage: Eukaryota; Metazoa; Chordata; Amphibia; Anura; Bufonidae
Gene: ADRM1
Product: ADRM1 26S proteasome ubiquitin receptor
Exons: 10
Coding region: 75-1292 (405 amino acids)
Biological process (GO): ubiquitin-dependent protein catabolic process
Cellular component (GO): cytoplasm; nucleus; proteasome regulatory particle, lid subcomplex
Molecular function (GO): ubiquitin binding; endopeptidase activator activity; proteasome binding
Source: RefSeq, a predicted model, not a curated record
GGCAGGAGGCGGUAUGAGUGACGUCAGAGCGGCCUUCAGCAGCGUCUGUGGAGAAGGGUGUACGGAGAGUCAGAAUGUCUUCAGGAGCUUUGUUCCCAAGCCUGGUACCCGGCUCCCGGGGCUCCUCCAGCAAAUAUUUGGUGGAGUUCCGAGCUGGUAAGAUGACGCUGAAGGGCAGUACCGUUACUCCAGACAAGAGAAAAGGACAAGUUUACAUCCAGCAAACUGACGACUCCCUGAUCCACUUCUGCUGGAAGGACAGGACAUCUGGAAAUGUGGAUGAUGAUCUGAUUAUAUUCCCAGACGAUUGCGAGUUUAAGAGGGUGGCCCAGUGCACCACUGGCCGCGUCUACGUGCUGAAGUUCAAAGCUGGCUCGAAGAGACUGUUCUUCUGGAUGCAGGAACCCAAGACUGACAAAGACGAAGAAUACUGCCGCAAAGUCAACGAGUAUCUCAACAACCCUCCUAUGCCGGGAGCAUUAGGCGGCAGUGGCAGUGGUGGACAUGAGCUGUCUGCACUGGGAGGAGAAGGAGGCCUGCAAAGUCUACUCGGAAACAUGAGUCACAAUCAACUAAUGCAGCUGAUUGGACCAACUGGACUGGGGGGACUCGGUGGUCUUGGUGCUCUGACUGGUCCAGGUCUGGCUAGUUUGUUAGGCAGUGGAGGACCUACAACAAGCAGCUCCUCAUCCAGCUCCCGGAGCCAAUCAGCAGCAGUUACCCCAUCCUCCACUUCGUCUUCCACCCGAACCACCACCACAACUUCAGCUGCUCCAGUGUCGGUGCCUGCUGCAACCCCCAGCCCUGCAGUGAGCUCCAGCAAUGGGGCCAGUGCGGCCACAAGCCCCACACAACCCAUUCAGCUAAGCGACCUGCAGAAUAUUCUGGCGACUAUGAAUGUGCCUGCCAGCGCAGAAGGUGGACAAGCAGUGGAUCUGGCCAGCGUCCUCACACCUGAAAUCAUGGCUCCCAUUCUGGCAAAUGCUGAUGUUCAGGAGCGCUUAAUGCCGUAUCUGCCAUCAGGAGAGUCCUUGCCACAGACUGCAGAGGAAAUUCAGAAUACACUUACCUCUCCUCAGUUCCAGCAGGCCCUGAGUAUGUUCAGUGCAGCUCUAGCCUCCUGCCAACUGGGGCCACUAAUGAGUCAGUUUGGGUUGCCAGCAGAGGCGGUGGACGCAGCCAACAAAGGAGACAUUGAAGCAUUUGCCAAGGCGAUGCAGAACACGUCUUCUCAGAAAGAGAGGGAGUCAAAGGAGAAGAAAGAGGAGGAGGAAGACAUGAGCUUAGAUUAAUUCCUGCUGCAGAUUGGUCCUGAGUGCUUCGGGCUGGCUUUAUACCCCCACGUGUAUGUCGGUUAAGUGUUCAAUAAAUGUUCCUUUCCGUUGCA